Messenger RNA from Acaulospora morrowiae, 1665 nucleotides. The record is from the annotation of a GenBank genome assembly. NCBI's taxonomy places the organism in Eukaryota, Fungi, Glomeromycota, Glomeromycetes, Diversisporales, Acaulosporaceae.
AUGUGCGGAAUAUUGGCAUUGCUACUCGCAGACUCUACCGCCUCAGCGAGUUAUGAAUUAUUCGAAGGUUUACAAUUAUUACAACACAGGGGACAGGAUGCGGCUGGAAUUGUUACGUGUGGACAAAAAGGUCGUCUUUAUCAGUGUAAAGGGAACGGCAUGGUUAGAGAUGUUUUUAAUCGUGAACACCUAGAAAAUUUGGUUGGAAGUCUAGGCGUUGGUCACGUUCGCUAUCCCACGGCUGGUAGUUCUUCUCAUUCCGAAGCACAACCAUUUUAUGUGAACAGUCCUUAUGGAAUAGUGUUUGCCCACAAUGGAAACCUUAUCAACGCAGUCGAAUUAAAGAAUCUCCUUGAUUUUAGGGCUCAUCGCCACAUAAAUACGGAUUCAGAUUCAGAACUUUUAUUAAACAUAUUUGCUGACAAUUUACAAAUGAUCAAUAAACCAAGAAUUAAUGAGGAAGAUAUUUUUACUGCGAUAAGAGGCAUCUACGAAAAGUGUAUAGGCGGUUAUGCGUGUGUAGCAAUGAUCGCAGGAUUUGGCAUUAUUGGAUUUCGUGAUUCGCAUGGGAUACGACCUAUAUGCUACGGCACGCGGAAAAGUCCUGCUGGUGUUGACUAUAUGUUCUCAUCCGAGAGUGUUGUGUUGGAUGCUUCAGGAUUCUCAGAUAUCAAGGACAUAAACCCUGGUGAGGCCGUUAUAAUUACUAAGACGGAUAUGACAAAACGACAGCUAUUACAAGAAGGAAAUUUUACCCCUUGUAUAUUCGAAUACGUUUAUUUUGCGCGUCCCGAUUCUGUUAUCGAUGGAAUCUCUGUGUAUCGCUCAAGAUUAGAAAUGGGCGAGCAUUUAGCCGACCAAGUAAUCAAAAAGUGUGGUGAUAAUAUGGACAUUGAUGUCGUCAUUCCGGUACCUGACACAAGUCGUGUAGCAGCUCUCCAAACGUCUUAUAAAUUGAAGAUUUCCUAUCGUGAAGGAUUCAUCAAGAAUCGUUACGUAGGUCGUACCUUCAUAAUGCCCGGACAAAAGAUGCGUCGAGAAAAUGUGAGGCGAAAAUUGAACGCCAUGGCCCUGGAGUUUGCUGGCAAGAACGUGUUAAUAGUUGAUGAUUCAAUUGUAAGGGGCACAACUUCCAAAGAAAUUGUGCAGAUGGCACGUGAUGCAGGCGCAAAGAAAGCGGGAUCUCAUUGUUUUCUGUCGGGAAACAAAUUUUACAGAUUUCCCAACGUUUAUGGCAUUGAUAUGCCGUCCCGCAGAGAGCUUAUAGCAUUCAAUCGUGACGAAGAUUUGGUUGCAAAAGAGAUUGGUGCCGAUAUGGUGAUAUAUCAGAAUCUCGAGGAUCUGAUUACCUCAUGCCAAAAGUUCAAUCCGAAAAUUAAAUCCUUCGAUUGUUCUGUAUUUGAUGGGCAUUAUGUUACUGGUGGAAUCACCAAUGAAUAUUUGAGUCAUUUAGAAAAUGUACGUAAUGAUUUGGCAAAAUCAUCAAGAGAAAACUUGCAUUCACCAGAGACCAUCGGUCUACAUAAUAAUUUUCGUCCUCACAAUUUUGAAAAAAUAAAUGGUAAUGGUGUCGAAAGAUUUGAAGAGUUGGGGUGUGUCAAGUUUGAUAGUAGUGAAGUAGUGAUGGAGUUGGCGGGUUCUGUAAUGAUUAUGUUGUUAUUAUAA